Molecule: messenger RNA, 2686 nt
Organism: Onychostoma macrolepis
Lineage: Eukaryota; Metazoa; Chordata; Actinopteri; Cypriniformes; Cyprinidae
Gene: tmem150c
Product: transmembrane protein 150C
Exons: 9
Coding region: 1450-2193 (247 amino acids)
Source: RefSeq, a predicted model, not a curated record
AAUAUAAAUAAGUGGUAGAAUCAAUAGAUAACACUUUAAACAUGUGACCAUGUGACCUUACAUGUUCGAGUCUCUAUCACUGUAUAUUAUCAACUAUAUAAACUAACUUCACAAGUUUCACUUGUGACUGCACUGAUAGAGCAAGAUGAUUUCCUUUAUUUGUCCUCUUUCAUGGACAAGUACUUCAGUGGAAAUGCGUUUAAAUUCCUCAUAUUCUUUAAACUCUUAACCUUUAACAAAAGAGUUUUGAAUCUCGCUUGCUCUCGAGAGAGAAGUGAAUCACACUUGCUCUGUGUUGUGAUUGGCUGUUGGCCACUGAUGUCACACAUUCAUGUGCAUGUGCUCGCUCCAUUAACUCAGGAUCAAGCCUGAGUUGACAGAGAAAGUUGAUGAUCAGCUUCAUGGUACCAACAAAGCCAGAUUGGAGUGGUUUGGUUUUGUCAACUCAAAACUUAUCCUAUAACUCUGAAUUUGUUCAUCUACCAUCAUGGUACAGGCCCCAGGGGUGUAUUCCAGAAAGCAAGGUUAACUUACCAUCUGCUAAACCCUAAACUCUCGGUUGAUUAACCCAAACCUCGCUUACUUGAGGUAUGUUGGUUCCAAAAACACGUCCGGGAGUAAGUUAAGUUCUUUCAACCCAGAGUAUGUUCCUGGUUAAGACUCAAGACAUUCUCAACAAACCAAUGAAUCUACGAGUCACUAUGGAAACGGACGCUAAGAAAAAGCAUUCUAUGCUGCUUCUUUCUUCUUCUGUUCAUUUGCAUACUUGGUUCAAAUGCAAUCUUUUCCCAUUUAAUCUUUAAACCUUAAGAAUAAGAAUUAUAUUGUUUGUAUGAUGCUAAUUAUAUAAGACGACAUAUAUUUUUAUUAUAGAAAUACAUCAUAGAAAAUGCUGAUCCAUGUGUGAGAUAAUAUAACAUGAAAUAAAUAUAUAUAAUAUAAUAAACUAAACAUUACCUUGUCAUAAUAUUGUUUUAUCAUUUAUACAGAUAACUAUUAUAUAUUCCAAUAAAAUAAAUAUAGUAACCAUAUUUGAAUAAUAUAUUACCAUAUUAAUAAUAACAUAUUACUUUAUAUAUUACUUAUAUUAGUGUUUUAUAAUUAACAUAUCAUACAACUAGUAAGGGAUAAAGGAUUUUAAUGCACGACGUGGAGACAAAGAAGCGUUUAAUGCCUCGAAGUGCAUUGAAAUCCUUUAAUGCACGGCUAGCCGUUGAUUAUCCCGCUUAUUCCAUGGUCUAUUGGUCAUUUGCCAAGUUAUAGACGAGUUCAAACUUGUGUUGCUCUUUUUCAAAAUGACGGUUAUUUUCGUCAGUUACGGCUCGUAGCAUUCUGCCCGCUUCAAAUCAGACACAGAGGUGAAAUAGUGCGACUGAACCCUGUCGACACAUAAGACAUUCUCCAAGAGAUCUCGAGGCUGGGUUGUUUUAUUGACGUUCAUGAGGAGACAUGAGGAAGUGCAGUCCAUGGAUGUUUCUGCCUGUAAUGUUUUCUUUCUUCACAGCUGCUGGUCUCUGGGUCGUGUAUUUCAUUGCUGUGGAGGAUGAGAAAAUCACCCCACUCAGUUCAGAGUACAAGAGGUCAGAAUCAAAAUCUCCUCCAUAUAUCAGCAUUGCAGGCAAUGCCCCACCUGCCAGCUGUGUGUUCAGUCAAGUCAUGAACAUGGCAGCCUUUGUAGGCUUUAUUCUGGGAGUGCUGCGAUAUCUGCAGCUGAAGCCGAGAGUACAUAAACCCUGGCUCAACAUCGGUAGUCUGGUGGCUUUGUCUCUUGCUUGCUUUGGUAUGACUUUAGUUGGGAAUUUCCAGCUGUCCAACGAUGAGGAGCUGCAUAAUAUUGGCACGUCCAUGACCUUUGGCCUAGGAACACUGUUCUGCUGGGUUCAGUCUUUCGUGACCCUAAAGGUCAACCUGCGGAAUGAAGGCAGGCGAGCAGGAAUCCCUCGCUUCCUGUUGUCCGGAGCUGUAACUUCCUGCAUGUUGCUUUACUUCGCUCUGAUGGCUCAGCGGCUGCACAUGCACGCGGCCCGCGCUCAGUGGGCACUGGUCAUGUUCUUCCUGACGUACCUGGGCACGUUCGCCAUUGAGUUUCGCCACUACCAUUUCGAGAUCGUCUGCAGCGACGACCAGGACCCUCCACUCAGCCUCUCCGAGAGCUUCUCCGAGGUCUCCGAGUACCAGUCGGACCAGCUCUAGUCUCACUCUUCAGUAUCUGUGGAGCCUCGUACUUCUUCCAGUGAUCAGUCCUGCAUGUAAACUGACUGUAAUCUCUCUACAAAGACCUUCGGACGAGUACAUCUUCUGAAUGUGUAGAUAGGCUUGUCGCAAAAGCAACAAAUUCACGAAAUGCACAACGAUUUACUGUGACGUGUUCCAUGUGUGUGUGUGUCAGAUGAGCGAAGCAACAAUGACACUUUCAAGGAGAAGAGAUGAAUACCGAAACAGUUUUUGGCAAGAUAAUCCUUCAGAAACAUGCUGUUGUUAUUUACUAACCCUUUUGGUCACUUCAAAGAGCUUCUGAAGAAUCUGUACACGGGAUACGGGUUUGGAAACUUCAUUUAAAGAGACAGUGCACCCUAAAAUAAAAAUUGUGUUAUCAUUUACUCACACUCAAGUUGUUCCAAAACUGUAGUUUCUUUUUUUUUUGAACAUAAAUAAAGCUAUUUUGAAGAAUGUUGGUAAGCAAACA